This is a messenger RNA of Acyrthosiphon pisum (pea aphid), 1070 nucleotides long. RefSeq names its product 3,4-dihydroxyphenylacetaldehyde synthase. Lineage: Eukaryota; Metazoa; Arthropoda; Insecta; Hemiptera; Aphididae. The coding region runs from base 444 to 1055 and encodes 203 amino acids. Gene Ontology annotation, cellular component: cytoplasm. The record is from RefSeq and is a predicted model, not a curated record. Gene Ontology annotation, molecular function: pyridoxal phosphate binding; aromatic-L-amino-acid decarboxylase activity. Gene Ontology annotation, biological process: catecholamine metabolic process; carboxylic acid metabolic process; amino acid metabolic process. The transcript has 5 exons.
UUAAAUUUUUUUCUCGUUCCCCGCUCGUGUUACGUUUCGGCGGCCGUUCGCAGAGGAGGACCACAUGUAUAUUUUUUCUGCCACCUAUUCCUGGGUAUAUAAAGACGUGCGCGUUAUCGGACGGCUGGCGUACGCUGUUUAUCGAUCGCGCGUGAUCGUCGAGGCAAUAUUAUAAUAUUAAUAUUCACGGUCGGCACCGCGUAUUAUUAUUACUGUCGUACUAUCUCGUCAAGACACAACAACCGGCUCUCGCUGAUUUCGAACGAAAACAAGUUCAAUCUCGCGGUGAAAAAAGAUCUGCAGAAAUAUUAUAUAGGUACCCACGCCACAGACAGCACCAAAUCACAAAACUGUACGCUGACGGUUAUCCGAGUAUAUUUCCGCAAAGGUUAUAAUAUUGUUUUUCUGCCGUCCACUGAGAAAAAAUCGAAAAUAAAUCAGAAAUGGAUUCCGAAUCGUUCAGAGUAUGCGGGAAGACCGUUAUCGACUACAUCGCAGACUACGUGGACAACAUUCGAGACAGGCCCGUUCUGUCCUCCGUCAAACCAGGUUAUCUCUACGAAUUGGUGCCGCCCGAGGCUCCAGUCAAAGGUGAAGAUUGGAAGACGGUGUUGGACGACGUGGAGAACAUAAUCAUGCCCGGCAUUACACAUUGGAACUCGCCGCAGUUUCAUGCGUUUUUCCCAACCGGAAACUCUUAUCCGGCCAUCGUCGGUGACAUGCUGUGCAACGCCAUCGGAUCCAUAGGAUUUUCUUGGAUAACGAGUCCAGCGUGUACUGAACUCGAAGUGCAAGUUAUGAAUUGGUUUGGGAAAAUCUUGGACUUGCCGAAAGAGUUCUUGAACGAGUCCGAAGGGCCCGGUGGUGGCGUACUUCAGGGCAGCGCCAGCGAAGCUACGUUCGUGUGCCUGUUGGCAGCCAAAGACCGCACGACGAAGCGGAUCAAAGCACUCGACCCGAGCAUGACUGACGGUGAGAUCAAGGCGAAACUGGUGGCUUACACUUCCGGUAAGUUUUUACGGGAAACACCACCUGUUAGAAAACUCGAUCGAUAAUAUUAAAGUACGCGU